AAUUUAGCAGGGAAGCAAAAGGCAGAAUACAAAAGUUAGUGGAGGAGCUCAAGCACAGCAGCUUUAAAAGCCAGACUUUUGGAUAUGUGGAGGCCACUCCUUCCUUGGGAUGCACCUCGUCUCCUGUUCUGUUGAGGAUAGAAAAAGGGUCACUGAAAAAAGAAAAAGUUGGAAAGUCGAUCGCACAACGAAUAAAUAAAAGGUUAAGCAACGCAUCGGACUUCCCAGUUGCCACUGUAACGUUCGUUGCAGCAGCAGCAGCACAAGCGAAUUCCAAUCGUUUGGUAUUUAUUCACGCAGAGUUCCCUAACCAAAUCUUUCACAGUAAGCAGUCCAACAGAAGGACAGGAGACCCAUAGCAAAUGGCUGCUUGUCGACGAUUUCUCACCAUUCUUGUUCUGACGAACAUCUUGGUUUCGUUCACUACCCCAACAUAUUCUCGUUCCUCUGACAAAGUUACCGUCUCGCUUUACUAUGAAACUCUGUGUCCUUAUUGUGCGAAUUUCAUAGUGAGUUAUCUGGUGAAGAUCUUCCAGAACGACCUCAUCUCCGUCGUCAAUCUCAGGAUGAUCCCGUGGGGCAACGCCUGGAUCCAAUCGGACGGCACCUUCGUUUGCCAGCAUGGGCCAGAUGAAUGCUUGCUGAACACCAUUGAAGCCUGCACCAUUACUAUCUAUCCUGAUGUGGUCAGGCAUUUUCGAUUUAUACACUGCGUUGAGCGUCUCAGCUUGGAGGGCAAGCACAAUGAGUGGACCAAUUGCUUUGAUAUGACAGGUUUGGGAACUGUACCAAUAGAUUGCUACAAUAGUGGCUAUGGAAACAGGAUUGAACAAAAACAUGCUACGGAAACUGCUCAGCUUAAUCCACCUCAUAGAUUUGUGCCAUGGGUUGUCGUGAAUAAUCAACCACUCCAAGAGGACUACGGAAAUUUUAUGAACUAUAUUUGCAAGGCUUACAAAGGCAAUCCUAGACCUGAGGCCUGCAUAUCACUUACGUUUCAAAUGGACUCGACUGAGAAAGCAAAUUCCCUCCAUCCAGUUUGCUAUGCAGAUAAAGCAAGGAACUUUACAUCAUCCGCAGCAACAGGAAAUGAAAAUAUCCCAAGACCGGCAAACGAUUCUUGGACACACCGGGGAUGAAGAUGGAUCUUUCAUGAUUCAUUAAAAUCUACGUCAAUACAAAACUUUAUGUUAUCAUGGCUGGUCCACCUGAUGCUUUAAUGAUUAUUUAUUGGCUGAGUUCAUACAUACUGUUGUAAGACUCUCUCUUCUUGAUUGAAGUUAUUUAUAUAUGGCCCAACUAGUUUUUACA
Juglans microcarpa x Juglans regia is the source of this 1311-nucleotide messenger RNA. Its product is annotated as gamma-interferon-responsive lysosomal thiol protein-like. Gene Ontology annotation, molecular function: oxidoreductase activity, acting on a sulfur group of donors, disulfide as acceptor. NCBI's taxonomy places the organism in Eukaryota, Viridiplantae, Streptophyta, Magnoliopsida, Fagales, Juglandaceae. The transcript has 5 exons. Bases 363 to 1139 code for a protein of 258 amino acids. The record is from RefSeq and is a predicted model, not a curated record.